Molecule: messenger RNA, 381 nt
Organism: Lachnellula hyalina
Lineage: Eukaryota; Fungi; Ascomycota; Leotiomycetes; Helotiales; Lachnaceae
Exons: 4
Coding region: 1-381 (126 amino acids)
Source: RefSeq, a predicted model, not a curated record
AUGGUUUUCGGAUGGGGAGAUUCUGAGAAUGCCUACAACCAGGUCCAGAAUGGCGACGCAAACGAAUCCAACUUCGGCCACGAGGCUCUUGCUGGUGCCGCCUCCUUCGGUGCAUUCAAGAUCUUUGAGGACAGACAGCGCUCAGAGGGGAAGCCAGUAUCCCACCAAUUCGCCAAGGAACUCCUCGUCGGUAUCGCCGGUGCUGAAGUCGACAAGCUCGCUGAGACCAAGGGACUGGACUUCGUCGACCGUGAGAAGGCCAAGAGACACGCCAAGGAAAAUGCUGAGAACUUGUAUGAUGAGCACUACAUCCAGAACCAGGGUGCUGAUCAAUACGACCCAAACCAGUACAGUGCUCCCCAACAAUUCAACAACUACUAG